Stegostoma tigrinum is the source of this 4097-nucleotide messenger RNA. Its product is annotated as rho GTPase-activating protein 30-like. The transcript has 12 exons. The coding region runs from base 778 to 3933 and encodes 1051 amino acids. The record is from RefSeq and is a predicted model, not a curated record. Gene Ontology annotation, biological process: small GTPase-mediated signal transduction. Gene Ontology annotation, molecular function: GTPase activator activity. Lineage: Eukaryota; Metazoa; Chordata; Chondrichthyes; Orectolobiformes; Stegostomatidae.
UCUCUUUACCUUCUCCCUUUUUCACUCUGUUACGCUCUCUGCCCUUCUCCCUCCACCAGAGAAUGUUAAAACAGGAAGUGGUUUUGAGCGAGAGCUCAGAAAGAGAGAGAGAAGCUUCCUGCCGAUGAGGUGUUAUGGGGUGGAGUGGGUCGGUUUUUGACAAGCGCACGAGAAGUCGCAAGCGAGAGAAGCCGGAGGAAUCCAACGGCUCAGUGCAUGACAAAUCCACCGCAAGUCUUCCAUCUUCAUCUCCCUCUCUCUCUUUCUCUUGACGUUGCUCUCACCCCUCCCUCUUGCUUAUACAUCCUCCCUCUCCCCCUCUCUCUCUCUCACUUCCUGAGCGAGCGGAAAUCAAAGCUGGGGAUUUCGCUGACAUCCAGAUUCAUAGGCCCAGUUCUCAGUCCAAUCCUUCAGGAAUUGCCAGGGCACGCCAGUCCUCGAUAAUUCACAACUUUUGGCCAAUUGGUGAGAAAAGAGUCAUAAGGGGCUUCUCAGCAUUGGGUACCUGCAAGAACAAACAUCUUGCAACAAACCAGAGGAAAUGAGGGUGUGAAAGGAAAGAGAGAGACAGAGACACUGAAAACGAUUCAACGGAGUGGUUCGGUGACCUGUUGGUGGGAGAGGAGGAACCAGCAGGCCUCAGGCCCCAGGCGAAUGCAGGCCAAGAGCCAAAUAAAGAUCAAUAAGGCCUGAUGCCAAAAAACGGCAAGCCUCGAUGAGGGACCCAACACGAGGGUCUAAACAAUCAUUGAGAUUGGACAAGACCACGGCUCAAGGAUGAAACGACAGAAAGGGAAAAAGAAAAACCAAGCAAAGGAGAGAGUGUUUGGUUGCGAUCUCGUCAUCCAUUUGGAGACAUCAGGCCAGGAAGUUCCCCAGGUGCUGAAAUCAUGUUCACAAUUCAUUGAAGAACAUGGGAUUGUUGAUGGAAUUUAUCGACUGUCUGGGAUAUCAUCAAACAUCCAGAAAUUGCGACAGGAGUUUGACACUGAAAAAACUGCUGAUCUGACCAAGGAUGUUUACUUGCAGGACAUUCACUGUGUCAGUUCACUUUGUAAAGCAUAUUUCCGAGAAUUACCAAACCCAUUACUUAUGUACCAGCUCUACGACAAGUUUGCAGAUGCUGUCAACACACAACUGGAAGAGGACAGAUUGCUCAAAAUAAGUAGCGUCUUGAAGGACCUACCACCCAGCCAUUACAGGACACUGGAGUUUCUGAUGAGGCAUCUGCUCCGAAUGGCUUCCCACAGCUCCAAGACCAACAUGCACGCUCGGAACCUGGCUAUCGUCUGGGCCCCUAACCUUCUGAGGUCCAAGGAGAUUGAAUCAUCGGGAUUUAAUGGAACAGCAGCAUUCAUGGAGGUCCGCGUCCAGUCCAUUGUUGUCGAGUUCAUCUUGAAUCAUGUGGAGCAGCUAUUUGACCACAAGAACCUCACUCCAGAUCCUGGUGUGCAUUCUGAUGACAAACGUAAGUCGCUUGCCUCUCCAUCCUCCGCUCCAAAUCUGGUCAAUGAGGAGUCGGGACACCGGAUCCUAGCCUCCCAGAUUCCCCACAUCGUGCACAUGGGAGACGGACCCCCUGCAAUACGGCCAUACCACUCCAUCAUUGAGCUGCCAGAAAACAGGAGGAAGGGAUCACUAAAGGUGAAGAAAUGGAAAUCAAUUUUCAACCUUGGAAAAUCUGGAACAGAUUCAAAACGGAAAGCCUCCAGGAAUGAUGAGAGAGAUGUAAAGUGCGACACAAGGAAUCUGCGUCCUGCAAAGAGUAUGGACUCCCUCAGCUCGGUACCUUUCACUGAAGAUGGUAACUCUCCAGGGCUGGAUGACCACCAGUCCCACCGCAGCCCCAGUGACCGUCGUGACAGCUUUGGGUCCAUACAUUUUGCCUCCCCGGACCGCCACACUCCAGCCUUUUCCUCCCUGGACCCAGAGCUGUUGCUUGACCGGGGUGUCAUGGAGGCAGCGGUACUGCGCACAGGAUUGGAUUCUCCUCGCUCGGCCAAGGCAGCCAGGCAGAGGGCCGAAAAGCGGGCAGCAAUGCACAUCUCAGGCCCAUUCUCGGUCAGUCUCCCUGAACAUGUGUCCUCACUGCUCAAAGCCACAGAGCAGGGAGCCGGGAGCAUCAGGGGACCAGAAGACUCGCAGGAUCAGAGCAGUGCUGAGGAACAGGAGGACAAUGAUGAUGAGGAGGAGGAUGAGGAUGAUGCUCCCCGUGAACUGGUCGCAGAGGUGGUGCAGGUCGAACAGAAGGCAACAGAAGGGCACGACACUCUGCAGGGUCUGCCAAUCAAUUCCGAGAUCACGUUGGAGCUACAGGACACUUUCUCGUUUCUCGACACACAGGACACAUCAGAGCUGGGAGACGGCGAGACUGACUACCCAGGGGAGCUGGGAAUGCCACUCAGGACGCCUGAGGAAAUGGAGCCAUAUGAUUACUACAUCCAGAGCUGCCACGAAAGGAGCGGGAUGCUAGAAAUGAGCAUUGAGUCAGAGCUGAUGGAUCUUGAGCUGGAUGGCAGAGAGCUAACAGCUUACGACAGUCAGGUUCAAUAUGAGGAGUUCUCUGUUGAGCCUCCUGUUGAAGAGGUUUGGAAUCUUGACGAUGUUUAUGAGCUCACCUCAGAGCGUAGUGGAACCCAAUGGGACUGCCCCAAGGAGGCCUCAUGUUCAGGAAAGGAACGUCAAGACCCUGAACUUUGUGGCACAGAUCUCAGAACUCCAAGCCCCACUUCCAAGUGCGUGCAGACCAGGAAUGUUGACUGCUCAACCGUGGUGUGCAUUGCUGGUGGGGAGAAUCCCCGAGAAGAGAUCUCAGAAUCCGGGAAAGUUGGAUGCUCCACGGUAGCGUGCUGUACAGAGCAGCAGGAUCAAAGUGAGGGGAACGCAGGCUGCUCAACUGUGGCGUGCUGCGCAGGGCAGCAUGAUCAGAGUGAGGUGAAUAGGGGCUGCCCCACUAUAGCGUGCUGCACUGAGCAGCACGAUCAGAGUGAGGGAAGUGCUGGCCACUCGACCACAGCGUGCUGCAUAGAACAGCACGAUCAGAGAGACGGGAGCUCCGGUUGCUCGACUACAGCGUGCUGCACACAGCAGCGCGAUCAGAGAGACGGGAGCUCCUGCUGCUCGACUACAGCGUGCUGCACACAGCAGCGCGAUCAGAGAGACGGGAGCUCCGGCUGCCCGACUACAGCGUGCUGCACACAGCAGCGCGAUCAGACAGACGGGAGCUCCGGCUGCCCGACUACAGCGUGCUGCACAGAGCAGCACGACCAGGGCGAGGGGAGCUGCGGCUGUUCCACCGAGGCAACCUUCACCGAGCAGGUCGAAACGGACGGCGAGGUGGGCCGGAGGGCACUGGCGCCCAGCCCCGCCGGUCUAGCCAGGUCCCCGGGCAGGAUAUACCAAGCCCGCUCACUGCCCGUGGUGCCCCCGAAGCCGCACUACGCCAAGCUGCCACCGGCGCUGAAGGGCAAGCGGCGGCCCGACAGUGCCACCCACCCCGAUGUCAAGCCCCGCCCACCACAGCAAGACCACGCCCACCCAGCGGACCAGGGCCCCACCCAACCCGGGGAGAGGCCACGACCCAGCGCGUCGGGACACGCCCCCGCAGAAGACAGGCCCGCCCACUCAAUCGAGUCGCAGGCUCCACCCCGUCCCCGGGACCGGCCGCGGCCCGCUCCCGCCGCCCGGGCUCAUGCCUGGCGGACAGCCGCCAGCCUGUCCUUCGACGAGGCGGUGGCCCUGGCCAGGCAGCAGCGCAGUAACGCCGGGGGCCGCGCCGGCAGCCUGCAGCGCGGAAACUCGGCGCCGGAUACGCCGUACGACCUCCACAACCGCCUCAGCCUGCCGCAUUUCCCCAGCGAGCCGGAGCGCUCGGCGGCCGGGCAGGCGGCUCGCUGCCGCUCCCUGGUGCUGGAGGCCGACGAGGCGCCGUGAGGGAACGUGGGUUUUUGGGGAGGGCGGGUUCCUCACCGUCGGUUGCAGGCGGGUUCUGCAUCAUGUGACAAAGGGGCGGGGGGUGUCACGUGAUGUAAACACCACGGCGAGACGUUGGUCGCGAGAUGCAACUGUCGCAACAGCCUGGGCGCGCCCGGGGGGGG